GGCAUGCAUGGACAAUCGCUAGCUGAAAAAGGACCAUUUGACCCUAAACUCUUGCGAUGUAAUCACUCCAUUGGGCAACCUAAUCCUCUCAUAGUUUAAGGCAGCCCUGCUCUGUGCUCUGCUCUCCUCUCUCAGUCGAUCUCUUCUGCAAGUUGCAACUGGGGUUAUAUAAGCACCACUCCCUGUCACCGCCGGUCGGGGGCAUUAGCCAUCGUCGUCCAGACAUCCGGUCCUCUUUCCCCAAGCUAGCUAGCUCGCCCAGCCAAGCCUGAAGCGCGCGGCCAUAGGAGCAGAAGCCAAGCACAAGGCAAACUAAUAAGUUAGGUAGAGAUCGACAGAAAUGGGCAACGUGCUGCCAUGCCUGGUCCAACAAGCAGGCACAGCAGCAGGGGCUCUGCCAGCCAUGAACCCCAAGCGGAGGCUCAUCUCCCUCAAACUCCUCACGAAGGCCAUCCACAAGAUGAAGAAGAGGCUCGGUCCCGGCAAGGCGGCCAAGAUAGACAGCAAACCGUUACCGUCGUCGGCCGCGGUGGAAGGAGGAGAAGUUCGUGUUGAAGCGAGAAGCAAGGCCACCAGCAGCACCAACAGCCGCAAGGGUGCCGUGCUGAGGACGAGGCUCCAUGGCCGGAGCAGUGGCCUGAUCAACAAGCAGGGGAAGAAGGGCGUCGUGCGAGUCAAGGUGGUCCUGACCAAGGAGGAGGCCGCGCGGCUGCUGGCGCUGACAGUCGGCGGCCAGAGGCACACCGCCGCGCAGAUCGUGGCCGAGAUGAAGAAGAUGGAGGCCCGCCGCGCCGCCGCCGGCAGCGCCGCGUGGCGCCCGGCGCUGGCCAGCAUCCCGGAGGAGUCGUCGUAGGAAGACCGGUCGGUCGAUGCAUGAGCUCGUUCAUCUAGACGUAGCUCCGGCCAUGCUUUAAUUUCCCUAUAGUAGGCAGGCGUCAGUCAGUCGUGGUCCAUGCGUUCAUGCGAAGAAACCUCAGAAGCCUUGAUCUCCGGUGGACGGUGGUGACAGCAGACUGGUGAGCCAGAGAGAGACUUGGGUUGAGAGGCGAGGUGACGACGGCGUACGCUCCCCCUCCCAUAUGCACGCGCCAGGCCGCCGGCGUAGAUCCUCGCUCACCGUGCCGAUGUACAGCUAGCUCCCCUUUUGGUUUUGAAGCUUUGUGUUCUUCUCCACGGCCUAGUAUACGUGACCAGCGAGUGAAAGAAAAUGGAACGCAGAACUUCGUUCAGCUCUUUCCAAUGAAAUGUUUGUUGUGUCCUGUAGCA
Messenger RNA from Zea mays, 1266 nucleotides. RefSeq lists its product as uncharacterized. The transcript has a single exon. The coding region runs from base 341 to 853 and encodes 170 amino acids. The record is from RefSeq and is a predicted model, not a curated record. Lineage: Eukaryota; Viridiplantae; Streptophyta; Magnoliopsida; Poales; Poaceae.